Molecule: messenger RNA, 1532 nt
Organism: Salvia miltiorrhiza (redroot sage)
Lineage: Eukaryota; Viridiplantae; Streptophyta; Magnoliopsida; Lamiales; Lamiaceae
Product: probable choline kinase 2
Exons: 7
Coding region: 68-1324 (418 amino acids)
Biological process (GO): phosphatidylcholine biosynthetic process; phosphatidylethanolamine biosynthetic process
Cellular component (GO): cytoplasm
Molecular function (GO): ethanolamine kinase activity; choline kinase activity
Source: RefSeq, a predicted model, not a curated record
GAUUUUGAUAAACAAAUGUAACAUGGUCCGUGAUAGUAGAAGAAAUGCACAAAGUUAAGUCGAAAUAAUGCAGAGGUUGAGAUGGGCAGAUCACGUGCCGUCCACGUGGACGAAACGGUUCCCGGUCAAGCACCGCCAAGUGGCAACGGUAGCAUUGAUCCCGAUUCCGAAGGCCUACCUCUCCUCUUUCCCCUUGGACAGGCGGAUUUCUCGAUUUCUCCCAACUGUUCAAAUCUCUCCGAAUUCAUCCAUUUCUCCUCCAAUUCAAUCUCCCAUGGGAUCUCCCGACAAAUCCGCUCGCAUUCCCGAUGACGCCAGGAAGAUUCUCGUCCGCAUGGCGUCGGAGUGGCGCGACAUCGUCGAUCCUGAGGCGCUGCAGGUGGUGCCGCUCAAAGGAGCCAUGACCAACGAGGUCUACCAGAUCAAAUGGAUUAGGAAUUCCAGCGCCGAUGAGCCGCUUCCGAGAUCGAAGAAAGUGCUGGUCAGGAUUUAUGGUGCCGGGGUGGAUGUGUUCUUCGAUCGUGAGAAUGAGAUACGCACGUUUGAGUUCAUGUCCAAGCAAGGCCAGGGGCCAAGGCUGCUCGGACGCUUCGCUAAUGGCCGUGUCGAGGAGUUCAUUCACGCUCGGACACUUGUAGCGGCUGAUUUGCGUGACCCUGAAAUAUCUGGUAUAAUAGCUUCUAAAAUGAAGGAAUUUCACUGCCUGGAUAUGCCUGGGUCUAAGAAGAUUGUCCUCUGGGAUAGACUGCGAAAAUGGGUUAAAGAAGCCAACCGUGUUUCUUCGCCUCAAGAAGCCAAGAAAUUUCGCUUAGAUGUCCUGGAAGCUGAAAUAUCGGCUCUGGAAAAGAAUCUCUCUAGCAAUGAUUGUAUAGGGUUCUGUCACAAUGAUUUGCAAUAUGGUAACAUUAUGAUGGAUGAAGAAACCAGAUCAAUAACCAUAAUUGAUUAUGAAUAUGCAAGCUACAACCCUGUCUCCUUUGACAUUGCCAAUCAUUUUUGUGAGAUGGCUGCUGACUAUCAUACUGAAACUCCUCAUGUCUUGGAUUAUAGUAAAUAUCCAGAUUGGAAGGAGCGUGAGAGAUUCUUGCAUACCUAUCUGGCUGCUUCAGGAAAACAACCUAGUGACUCAGAGGUGAAGAAAUUAGCUCAGGAAGUGGAGAAGUAUACUCUUGCUAGCCAUCUUCUUUGGGCGCUAUGGGGAUUAAUCUCGGCGCAUGUCAACGAAAUUGAUUUUGACUACGUAGAGUAUGCAAGACAAAGAUUUCAAGUUUACUGGGGAAAGAAAUGUGAAGUACUGGGAGCUUCAGCUCAACAAAAAUCAUAGUUGAUGGCGAUAAUUGUUCAUUUUCAAAAAAAAAGAUGUACUAUAAUUGUCUAUGUGUUGUUUUAGUCAGUGGAUGAAUGUUUUGAAAUGCUUUAGAACUGUGAAUUGCAUUUACAAGUAGCUAGUCUAUAUCAAUUGAGAUUUACCUUUUUGUAAAGAUAUUUGUUUUCUUCAUUUGUACAGUGAUAGUACCUAAAAUUCCACUCCA